UGUGCAUCUAUUAACUGCAUAGACAUUUUUGUGUUUAAACAUAAUGAUACCAUCUCAGCUAAUCCACUUAAACUAUGUAAGAAACAUUUGAGCUGGGAACAGAUGGAGGAGAUGCACCGGAGAUUUGAGAAUGCCCCUGAUUCUGCCAAGACAAAAGCCUUGCAAACUGUUAUUGAAAUGAAGGUUUCUUCUGUCUUGUACAGUUCAGAGCUCAGUCCACGAACUGGAGCCACCCACACUCAGGGAUUCAAAAUUUCUUCCAUGGAGCGUGGGCUCCGAGACCUGGAGGAGGAAAUUCAGAUGUUGAAAUCAAAUGGGGCUUUGAGUACUGAAGAGCGGGAGGAAGAGAUGAAACAAAUGGAGGUGUACAGGAGCCACUCUAAAUUUAUGAAGAAUAAGAUUGGCCAGGUGAAACAGGAAUUGUCCAGAAAGGACACAGAAUUACUAGCCUUACAGACAAAGCUAGAAACUCUCACGAACCAAUUCUCAGACAGUAAGCAGCAUAUUGAGGUGCUGAAGGAGUCCCUCACUGCUAAGGAGCAAAGGGCUGCCAUCCUGCAGACUGAGGUGGAUGCUCUUCGAUUGCGUUUGGAAGAAAAGGAGACUAUGCUGAAUAAAAAAACCAAACAAAUUCAAGAUAUGGCUGAGGAGAAGGGCACACAAGCUGGAGAGAUACACGACCUCAAGGACAUGCUGGACGUGAAGGAGCGGAAGGUCAAUGUUCUCCAGAAGAAGAUAGAAAAUCUUCAGGAACAACUAAGAGAUAAAGAGAAGCAGAUGAGCAGCUUGAAAGAGCGAGUGAAGUCUCUGCAGGCGGACACGACUAACACGGACACAGCUCUGACAACACUGGAGGAGGCUCUUGCAGAUAAAGAGCGGACAAUUGAACGUUUAAAGGAGCAGCGGGACAGAGAUGAGCGAGAGAAGCAAGAGGAGAUUGAUACCUACAAAAAAGAUCUUAAAGACUUGAAAGAAAUCAGCCUAUUGCAAGGAGACCUCUCAGAGAAGGAGACUUCUCUCUUGGAUCUCAAAGAGCAUGCUUCUUCCCUGGCUUCCUCAGGACUAAAAAAGGACUCACGGCUCAAGACCCUAGAAAUUGCUCUUGAGCAGAAGAAGGAAGAGUGCCUAAAAAUGGAGUCACAGUUGAAAAAGGCACAUGAAGCAACAUUGGAAGCCAGAGCCAGUCCAGAAAUGAGUGACCGAAUACAGCAAUUGGAGAGAGAGAUUGCCAGGUAUAAAGAUGAAUCCAGCAAGGCCCAAACAGAAGUUGACCGUCUCUUGGAAAUCUUGAAAGAGGUGGAAAAUGAGAAGAAUGACAAAGAUAAGAAGAUAGCUGAGUUGGAAAGGGAGUCCAGAGCGGUCCUUGGUGUUAUUACUGCUUUGUGUAAUGAGUCAGUGGUUCUCAAGCUUAAGAAGUUGUUGAGCUCAUAA
Messenger RNA from Arvicanthis niloticus (Nile rat), 1431 nucleotides. NCBI's taxonomy places the organism in Eukaryota, Metazoa, Chordata, Mammalia, Rodentia, Muridae. The record is from RefSeq and is a predicted model, not a curated record.